GGUACGGUCCUUCUCUCGCUCGCGGCGGUGGUUGGCGCCGGCUGCUGUGCACAUGGCCGAGUGAUUCAAAUCUCUGGAUUCAUGCAGUGAAAUUUACCAGCUUCUUUUCACACGCCCAGACUGACAGGAAUCGAUCUCUAAAUGCGAGACACGGAUAAUAUGGAGGCCGAAAUGGAGUAUGACGACGGAGAAGAAGAGCCUUCAUUCAGUGAUCCGGAGGAUUUCGUGGAUGACAUCAGUGAUCAGGAGCUGCUGGGGGAUGUUCUCAGAGAUAAACCUCAGGAGGCUGAUGGCAUCGACUCGGUCGUGGUGGUUGAUAAUGUCCCUCAGGUCGGACCAGAACGUCUGGAGAAACUCAAGAACGUCAUCCAGAAGAUCUUCUCCAAGUUUGGCAAAAUCACCAAUGACUUCUAUCCAUUCGCAGAUGGAAAGACCAAGGGGUACAUUUUCCUGGAGUACUCUGCACCAAGUCAUGCUCAUGAAGCUGUGAAGAACGCUGAUGGCUACAAGCUGGACAAGCAGCACACUUUCCGUGUCAACCUGUUCACAGACUUUGACAAGUACAUGUCAAUCAGUGAUGAGUGGGAAUCUCCUGAGAAGCAGCCCUUUAAAGAUUUUGGGAAUCUGCGUCACUGGAUGGAGGAUCCUGACUGUCGUGAUCAGUACAGUGUAAUCUAUGACUCUGGUGAAAGAACAGGCAUAUUUGCUAAUGAUGUCAAGGAACCUAUUGAAGUAGAGGAGAGAGCGCGCUGGACCGAGACAUACGUGCGCUGGUCUCCAAAAGGCACCUAUCUGGCCACAUUCCAUCAGAGAGGCAUUGCUCUGUGGGGCGGUGAGAAGUUCAAGCAGAUCCAGAGGUUCAGUCAUCAGGGGGUUCAGCUCAUUGAUUUCUCACCCUGUGAGAGGUAUGUGGUAACAUUCAGCCCUCUUAUGGACACUAAAGAUGACCCACAGGCCAUCAUCAUCUGGGAUGUUCUCACAGGACAGAAGAAAAGAGGCUUUCACUGUGAAAGCUCUGCCCAUUGGCCAAUUUUCAAGUGGAGUCCAGACGGGAAGUUCUUUGCCCGAAUGACUCAGGACACACUGAGCAUCUAUGAGACACCAUCAAUGGGUCUUUUGGACAAGAAGAGUUUGAAGAUAAAUGGAAUUAAAGACUUCUCUUGGUCACCUGGUGAUAAUAUCAUUGCGUUCUGGGUUCCUGAGGAUAAGGACAUCCCAGCAAGAGUAACACUCAUGCAGCUUCCAUCCAGGAACGAGAUCAGAGUGCGCAACCUGUUUAAUGUUGUGGACUGCAAACUUCACUGGCAGAAAAACGGAGACUAUCUCUGUGUGAAGGUGGACAGGACACCCAAAGGAACACAGGGCGUUGUCACUAACUUUGAGAUCUUCAGAAUGAGAGAGAAGCAGGUACCUGUGGAUGUGGUGGAGAUGAAAGAGGGCAUCAUUGCCUUUGCCUGGGAACCAAAUGGCAGCAAAUUUGCUGUGCUCCAUGGUGAAUCUCCCAGAAUCAAUGUAUCAUUCUACCAUGUGAAGAACAAUGGCAAAAUUGACUUAAUAAAAAUGUUUGACAAGCAACAGGCAAAUAGCAUCUUCUGGAGUCCACAGGGGCAGUUUUUGGUGUUGGCUGGGUUGAGGAGCAUGAAUGGAGCUCUUGCUUUUGUGGACACGUCGGACUGCACCAUUAUGAACAUCGCAGAGCAUUACAUGGCCUCAGACGUAGAAUGGGACCCCACUGGACGAUAUGUUGUGACAUCUGUCUCCUGGUGGAGUCACAAGGUGGACAAUGCCUUUUGGCUGUGGACAUUCCAGGGUCGUCUGCUGCAGAAGAACAACAAAGAGCGUUUCUGCCAGCUGCUGUGGAGGCCCCGUCCACCCGCUCUCCUGACUGCAGACCAAAUAAAGCUCAUCAAGAAGGACUUAAAGAAAUACUCCAAGAUCUUUGAACAGAAAGAUCGUCUCAGUCAAUCCAAGGCAUCAAAGGAACUAGUGGACAAGAGACGUUCCAUGAUGGAGGACUAUCACAAAUACCGUGAGAGAGCCAUGGACAUGUACAAUGAGCAGAGACCUCUCCGCCUCGAACUCAGAGGAGGAGUGGACACUGAUGAGCUGGAAAGCAAUAUCGAUGACUGGGAGGAAGAGACCAUUGAGUUUUUCAUCAAUGAAGAAAUUAUUCCCAUUGGAGAUCUGUAAUUCCAACAGCAGGUGCUGUGUGUGUAGCAAUAUGACUCUGAUAUGCUAUUUGAAAUACCUUGGUGCAGUCAUAAUAAUUUUAUUUUUUCCUUAUUUUCAGUAUCCCGUUUUUAGUGGAGGAGUGUGGACUAUCAUUGGAGAAAAAAAAUUGAGGCAUCCCCUAGAAGAGUUUUCCUUGUUAUCAUCAGUCAAGUGCCUCUUAAUACUGGUCACUGCGGAAGGAGAAUUUUGUGCCACUGUUGACUGCUGCUUUUUAACAAAAUCAUCCAGCUCUGGGAGAAUCCACCCUGCCAACAUCAUUCAGGCCUGCUCUUGGUGGAUCUGAUCAUUAGGCGUUCCUUUUCUUGCCUUUGAUUGAUCUACCUCAUCAUAAGGGUCUUACCAUGGCACAAUAUGCCACAAACUGUUUUUCCAUCAUCUCACAGAAGGAAAACAUUUUGUUUCCUAAGAUUUUCCAAAAGGCGAACUUGUACUCUAGUGUGCAAAAAUGGCACUACAGUGGUCUGUAUCCUCCUCCAUUCAGAUUACCUGAUAUUAAAUGCACAGCAAGGGAAUAAAGAUGAACUGAAAUUCAA
Carassius carassius (crucian carp) is the source of this 2765-nucleotide messenger RNA. Its product is annotated as eukaryotic translation initiation factor 3 subunit B. The transcript has 18 exons. The coding region runs from base 142 to 2190 and encodes 682 amino acids. Gene Ontology annotation, cellular component: eukaryotic translation initiation factor 3 complex. Gene Ontology annotation, biological process: translational initiation. Gene Ontology annotation, molecular function: RNA binding; translation initiation factor activity; translation initiation factor binding. The record is from RefSeq and is a predicted model, not a curated record. NCBI's taxonomy places the organism in Eukaryota, Metazoa, Chordata, Actinopteri, Cypriniformes, Cyprinidae.